This is a messenger RNA of Cydia fagiglandana, 2073 nucleotides long. RefSeq names its product methylglutaconyl-CoA hydratase, mitochondrial. Gene Ontology annotation, molecular function: catalytic activity. Gene Ontology annotation, cellular component: mitochondrion. Lineage: Eukaryota; Metazoa; Arthropoda; Insecta; Lepidoptera; Tortricidae. Bases 241 to 1113 code for a protein of 290 amino acids. The transcript has 3 exons. Gene Ontology annotation, biological process: fatty acid beta-oxidation. The record is from RefSeq and is a predicted model, not a curated record.
CGAAACGAAAUUACCAGAUUAAUUUUUUAGUUUAGUUAAUUAAAACAUUGACGAAAAGAUAACGCGUUAUCUAAAAUAGGCCUUUUGACGUUAUCUGAUAUACAACAAAUAACACUCCGAUUUGCUCUUGCUCUAUCAAAUCUUGUGAAACAUCUUUCUUUUUUAUCAUCAUAUCAAGAUCAUAUCUGUAAUUCUCUAAAAUUGCUCAACUAGUGUAAAUUGGUAUAUUGGUAAACUAACAUGCUGGUAACAAGACUGAACAAUUUGCGGCGGUUAUGUAAAGUGCCGUGGCGCGGGCUGGCGACGGCCCCAGAAGGGCCGGUGGUGUUCGAGAAGCCGACAGGCGAGGAUAAGGGUAUAGCGGUGUAUGGGCUGAAUGCCGGCACGACGCGCAACGCGCUCAGCCACGACAUGGUCGACGCCAUGCGCGAGGUUAACCAGCUGUUGCGGGAGGAUACUAAGGUUUCUGUUGUCAUACUGCACAGCUUGGUACCUGGGAUAUUUUGCGCUGGUGCAAACUUAAAAGAAAGGUUUAAAAUGUCUGAAGAAGAGGUGGCCAGAUUUGUUCGAAGAUUAAGAGAGACAUUAAUUGAAAUUGAGGACCUUCCAAUGCCAACAAUAGCAGCCAUUGAAGGAGUGGCUGUCGGAGGAGGCUUGGAGUUAGCACUAGCUUGUGACAUCCGUGUGGCUGCGGAGACGGCAAAGUUGGGACUGGUGGAGACAGGCCGGGGACUGAUUCCUGGGGCUGGAGGCACGCAGAGACUGCCCAGGGUCAUCCAUCCUAAUAUAGCUAAGGAGCUUAUCUAUACUUCCAGAAUCAUCAGUGGUGCUGAAGCCAAAGCUCUGGGCAUUGCAAAUCAUGUUGUGCCACAGAAUAGCAAUAAGAAUGCAGCUUACGAGAAGUCCUUAGAGCUGGCCCGUGAGAUAAUCCCCAACGCUCCGAUAGCCCUCCGCUUCGCCAAGCAAGCCAUCAACGAGGGUGUGCAGGGCAGCAUCAAAGACGGCUAUGAGGUGGAGCAGAAGUGCUACGAGCAGAACAUUCCUAUGAAGGAUCGGAUUGAAGGCAUGGUGUCGUUCAUUGAGAAAAGGAAACCUGUGUACAAGGGACACUAAAGUCUUCAUGGUGUGCGAGUGGGACAUGCAAGUGUGUAUACUGUGUAGUAGUGCCCUGCUCACAGACCAAUCCACACCAGUGUCAUAACCAAAUAACUAGAUUGCUACUAUUAUAAUUUGGUACCAUAUAAAUGCUACAUGGUACAGUCCGCAUUAUAUAUAGACCUACGCUUUGUACUGUAUAGAGUCUACUGUAUCAUAGACCAAAACUGUAUAGUCAUCCACAAGUAAUAACUUAAUGACUUUUUUUAAACAUUAUUUUAAUUCAACCUAUACCAUAGUAAUCAUGCAUUACUAAAGUGUAUGGGAUGAUACUAGGUAUCAAUGUACAUGUAGAAUCAAUAACAGCUGUAUACUUAGCUGACUUUUAGUUAAUUGUAUUAGACUUAGUGUUCAAAAUUGUUACUCGUAAUAAAGGACCAUGCACUCGAGGGAUCAACCAAAAAAUCAAGAUAUUAAAUGUGCUUUAGAAGCAUAAUAAGUAUUUGUAUGGUGUAGUUAUUAGGAAUGAUUCCACUCAGGGAUCGGAACUGGUUUUUUACAAAAACUUCGAAAUAACUAUAUAAUAUAUUUCAAAUUAUUUUGUACGCAGUUGUAUUUUUAGGUAACGUCUUCGUAUUAUUAGAUGGCACAAUUAAUAAAAAUGAAAUAAUUAGCAAAGAACGAAAAAAUACCGUUUUCGUUCCCAUGCAAAAAAUACCGGUAUUCGAUCCCUGAAUUUUCCACUAUUUUUAAGAAGAAUAUUAAUAAUUUGUUAAGUACAAUGUUAUUUAGAUUGAAUGUUAUGUUAUCUGGCUGUUAUGUAAUUUGUGCAAUGUUAUAUAUAUUGAAUUUUUAUUCCAUGUAUUUUGUAAUGAUUUACACUGUUAUUGCAUUUAUAAAAGGCAACUAAAUACAUAUUUUGUUAUGUAUACAUAAUUGAUUUUCAUUUGAUUAUUGCAAAUAAAAUUCGAUAAAUUA